UUGUGUUUACACGCAACAAUUCGAAGUGUGCAAACUCAACACUACUUUUAAGUUAUACAGUUUAACUCUCCGAUGGAGGAUGUCAAUGGGAAUUUACGGUCGUUUGUGGAAUGAAGAUCUGUGUCUGAUGACUUUCGCACUAGGGGAAGGACCCAUGACUCCAUCUUGUGACUUGUCUGGAUGAAGUGAAAUUAAACAUGAGUUUCAACGUGAAAUUGUGUAAAGUGUGAAUGAAUCCCCUGCCAUUAUUCGGCACGCCCAGCCAAUCAUGUUACGCUCCAAGCGCUCCCAAUGUAAGAGGGCGCUGUUCGUUGUACUAGCAGCAUGGUUGCUCUUCGUUUUCCUCCUCUCGUUUCCUGCAACACAAGACGCCAACUCUAGGGGAAUCAAACCUUGGAUACAGUGGGGAAAGGAUAGUUGGGAAAAGUUCAAGCUGUCCACUAGUUUUUCGACGUUUUUGUGUGACAGCUCUGGGACCAGAAAUCUUCAAAACUCAGCAAGCGGUUGCUACCUUAGCGAGAAACUCAGCUGCUCGAAGCUCCCUACUCUCCACUCCGCCUUUGUGGAGUCCACAAGAGAUGAAGUCGUUUUUGUAGGAGUCCGGAGCUAUGAAGAUGAUUGGGACGCAGAGAGGUACAUCUGUGAAUUUCCUAACGGCGAGAUGAGUAUCACUGAUCCUAUUGUAAAAGACUUUCUAAGUUUCGGUGGUUACCCGCAAUACCUCAUUAUCAUCACAUGCCCUGUGCCGCAUCACUUCAUGACCCAAGUCAAACAGCACACUAUUGGUCGGUUCAGAGUAAACUUUCGUCUGCUGUCCAAUCCGGAGUACGCUUACAUGGGCGUACCGGUUUGCCUCACUGAGAAAGAGCAGCGGUUUUUGAGUCUUUGCACUAUGGUCAAAGACAUGUCAAAGUUCAUCCCAGAUUGGAUGUAUUAUUACAAGAAACUUGGUGUUGAACAUGUCUAUAUCUACGACAAUGAUCCCAACGCAACGAUGUCAGGUGAUCUUGAAGGGUACAUUGAGUCUGGGUUCCUGACUAUCAUACCAUGGGCUCAUACACCGAGUCCAAAUAAGACUUACUUAGAAGUUCAAAUAGCUCAUGAAAAUGACUGUCUAUGGCGACACCGUCACAACACGCACUGGAUGUUAAAAGUAGACGUUGAUGAAUUCGUCCAACCCAUGGAUCCGGUCAGAACUAAGAUUACUGAUUAUCUACAAGAUCCGUACUUGAGUUCUUUAGGAACCGUUCGGAUUCGGAACUGGUUCUUUGGCAGGCCACCUUACGCCAAGAAAAAAGUUGUCGAAGCUAAAACUGUUUUCGAGAGGAACCCGUGGAGAACUCCAAGUGCUACGAAGGAGAACCGAGGACGCGACAAAUGCAUCAUUCGACCAAUCAACGUGCACUAUUUCAAAAUCCAUGGAGUUAAAGUUGGAAGUGACACUUUGACCCUUGACCCUGAGUCUGAGCUUAGACUCGUCCAUUACAGAAAGGACAACCCAAGACAUGAAGGAUUUCGAAUGCACCAGUUUGUAAAAGAUGAAAGCAUGAUCGACAUGUGGUCAGAGAUGACAGGUGGAAGGGUGGUAUCUCCUGAAUGGUUUACAUUGCACUAAAAUAAAAAAAGACUUUUGAAAAUUAAGCUCUUUAGACUUUCAUGGCUUCGGAACUAUUGU
Molecule: messenger RNA, 1675 nt
Organism: Asterias rubens (European starfish)
Lineage: Eukaryota; Metazoa; Echinodermata; Asteroidea; Forcipulatida; Asteriidae
Exons: 2
Coding region: 269-1615 (448 amino acids)
Source: RefSeq, a predicted model, not a curated record